This is a messenger RNA of Morus notabilis, 1320 nucleotides long. Its product is annotated as SUMO-activating enzyme subunit 1B-1. The record is from RefSeq and is a predicted model, not a curated record. Gene Ontology annotation, biological process: protein sumoylation. NCBI's taxonomy places the organism in Eukaryota, Viridiplantae, Streptophyta, Magnoliopsida, Rosales, Moraceae. Gene Ontology annotation, molecular function: SUMO activating enzyme activity. Gene Ontology annotation, cellular component: cytoplasm; SUMO activating enzyme complex. Bases 105 to 1076 code for a protein of 323 amino acids. The transcript has 11 exons.
UAUUUUCCCAUUUCCCCUUCGAAUUUUCCAAAUUAACCGCUCCGCUUCAGCUUCUUGCCCUUCUUCUUCUUCUGCUCUCCCACUGAACACCGUUGAAGUUCGGAAUGGACGGCGAUGAGUUGACUGAGCAGGAGACCGCUCUUUACGAUCGCCAAAUUAGGGUUUGGGGCGCUGACGCCCAGCGAAGGUUGAGCAAAGCUCAUAUUCUAGUAUAUGGAAUAAAAGGGACUGUUGCUGAGUUUUGCAAGAACAUUGUACUGGCGGGUGUUGGUAGUUUGACUUUGGUGGAUGAUCGGGAAGUGACUGAAGAGGCGCUUUCUGCCAACUUUUUGAUACCUUCUGAUGAGAAUGUGUAUGCUGGGAAAACUCUAGCCGAGCUUUGUUGUGAUUCUCUCAAAGAUUUCAAUCCAAUGGUUCGUGUUUCGGUCGAAAAAGGAGAUUUGUCGAGCUUUGAUGUAGAAUUCUUUAGUAAGUUCGACGUCGUGGUUGUCUGUUGUUGCUCCCUCACAACGAAAAAAUUGAUUAAUGAAAAAUGCCGAAAGUUACCGAAACGUUUAGCAUUUUAUACAGUUGAUUGUAAGGACUCUUGUGGUGAAAUUUUUGUUGAUCUCCAACUCCAUAGAUAUUCAAAGAAAAAACUCGAGGAAACUGUUGAAUGCGAACUGAAGUAUUCAAGUUUUGAGGAAGCAAUUUCAGUGCCUUGGAGAACACUUCCUAGGAAAGCAUCAAAGGUGUACUUUGCCAUGAGAGUAUUAGAAAGGUUUGAAGAGGUUGAGGGACGUAGACCUGGGGAAGUCUCAAUUGAAGAUCUUCCUGGUGUUCUGAAGUUGAAAAAGGAGCUUUGUGAGGCACAGUCCCUGAAUGAAUCUCAUAUUCCCAACGGCCUCCUAGAAAGACUGGUGACAAAUGCAAGAGAAUUCCCUCCAGUCUGUGCCAUCAUAGGGGGAAUUCUUGGGCAGGAGGUUAUUAAAGCUAUAUCAGGCAAAGGAGAUCCGCUGAAGAACUUCUUCUGCUUUGAUGCUACGGAUGGAAAAGGCAUAAUAGAGGACAUAUCGAGCUGCAACACUGGAAGCUGAACGCAAUGGGGAGAUUUACAUAUGCCGUUAAGGAAAUUAAAGGAUAUUGGUGACAUUCCUAGGAGAAACUGACCCCAAUUUCUGGAUUUGACUUGUACUUUGAGCUUGAGAAAUUCGACAGUUUUAAUCUCGUCCCAACUCUGCAGCUUUAGAGUGUGGCGCACUAUUGCUAACAGAACAUGGAAAACACAUGAUUCUUAGAAUGUUUAAUGGUCGUGCUUUGAAGACAAGUGUGGGUUAAUGC